Messenger RNA from Rattus norvegicus (Norway rat), 4541 nucleotides. Lineage: Eukaryota; Metazoa; Chordata; Mammalia; Rodentia; Muridae. The record is from RefSeq and is a predicted model, not a curated record.
AAGACUAUUUACUGUUCUUGCAGAGGACAGGUUCAAUUCCCAUCACUUACCUGGAGGCUCACAAUCAUGUAACUCCAGUUCCAGGGGAUCUGAUGUCCCCUUCUGACCUCUAGGGCUCCUGUUGUAUACAUACACACAUUCAGGCACACAAACACAAAAUUAAUUAAAAGACCAGCAGAAGAGGCCCACAGAACACAGAGAAAUUCACAGACCUCUGUUCCUACCAUCCAUGGCUCCCCUUAAAAGUGAAUAUGGCCCACUCCCCAUUUGCACUUCAGCAGAAAACAGGAAAGCCCCCAAGCCGGCCCUAGGCACCCCUGGUAACUUUAGUAAGGACAUCCCUGCCCCUUUUCACCCCCUUAGGACUCUGGAAUCUGACCCCUCUUAAGGCAAGCCCAGGUAAGUCUGAGAAUCAAAGAUACAUCCUGACCUGUUAUGACAGAAGUAGCUUCCUGUCAGACACUGGCCACUAUGGCAGUAAGUGGGACACGUAGCUUCAGCUACAUGCCUGUCAGUGGUAGCCCUAGCUGAAAAGACCACCUCAGUUCAACAGUGAGUUGCAUGAGAAAAGAGAACAGGCUGUUCAAUGCCUGUGUGUCGUGUGCCCGUCCGUGUUGUCCCAUGUACCUCAUUCCAUUCAGUCCUGCAGAGCCUGAGGACAGCCCUCACAGACGUCAGCCUCAAGCACUGCACAGAACUUCUCUCUCAAAAUCAGGCUAGGAACCCUGACUGUGUGCCAGAAUCGCAGGUGAAGGCCUGGAAAUUUACACCUGCCCACCCCAAGGUUCUGAUUCAGAUCUGGGUUGGGGCCCAGAUGUGGGUAGUUCUUAAAGUUCUACAGAGCUGCUGGUACAUAGCCAGGGUACAUCUGGUCCAUGCACAUUCCCUGGGUACCCUUCCUCACUCCCAGCAUCUGUUUUUGUAGGUAUUGGUUAGCAAAUACCAAAUUGCCAUCACCUAUCACCUAGCCCCACUGCCUUUACUUUACUCCUGGGUACACAUUCAGCUCCUUCCAGGGCAUGUCUCAGGAGAGUCCACAGAUCUUUCUAAUUCAGCAUGUCCAACACUCUUUUCACAUGACCCCCUCCCUCCACAUCUGAACCUCUCCUGGGAAGAGCCAAUUCCUAGAAUUCAUCCUUCUGUGGUCACCCAGGCCAACGCUAAAGGCACACCUUUGUUCAUUUUACCACCUCACUUUGUCCAAUUAGGCAAAAGGGAAUGUUGGGGAAUGGGUUCUGGAACCCCCAACUCCCUACAACCCUGGUCAGGGUUUAUCCUAUUGGCCCCAGCAGCCUGCACCCCUCUUCUGUCUUGUUUAUCUCAAAACCACACUCCGGUGCAGUCAUUCAACGAAAACCCGUGUCCGACCACACUCAGACUCCGUCAGUUGUUCCCCAGCAUCUUCGUGAUGAGCUCCGGACUUGUUAGUAGAACCUUCCUGAUCAUGGCCAUCAACCAACCUCCAGACACCUGUCAGUCAAAUUGCCUUAUCGCACCUCAGACUCCAGUUCAGUACUCUGAGGUCCUCUGAUUCUUCACCCCUAGUCCCACACACACUAUCGUUCACUGAGUGUGCGUGAGUUCCUCUGAAGCCCAGGCCCUGAAACUGAACAAACAAACUAGUCUCCCCUUGGACUGUGGGAGCCCAACGCAGAGCCCUGCCGCUCCGAGGCAACUGAGCCUUCUGGGGUGGGGGCGAAGGGAUCCCAGAGCCACUAUUUGAUGAUGCAGAGUAGCUAGCCAGACCCCCCACGACUGCUCAGCCCAAGCUGGAACUCUCCUCCAGGCUGCCCCUCCUUCGGCCCCCUCCCUCGCUCUCUCCCGCCCUCAGCCAGGCCUCCCAGUUCCCUACUUUGCGUGACUACCAACUUCGAAUUCCCAGUUUCAGCGUCUCGCUGCAGCCCGCGAUCUCUACUCUGCCUCCUGGGGUCUUCUCCAAAUGUCUAGCCCCCAUCUAGGGGGACCUAACCUAGCCAGCGGGGACCGGAUCCGGAGGGUGGAGCAGCCAGGUGAGCCCUGAAAGGUGGGGCGGGGCGGGGGCGCUCUGGGCCCCACCCCGGGAUCUGGUGACGCCGGGGCUGGAAUUUGACACCGGACGGCGGCGGGCAGGAGGCUGCUGAGGGAUGGAGUUGGGCUCGGCCCCCAGAUGCGGCCCGCGGGCUCUGCCAGCAACAAGUCCCUCGGGCACCAGCCCUCGCUACGACUGGGGCUUGGAGCCCUGCACCCGAGGGCACAGACCGGCUGCCAAGGCCCCACUUUUAACUAAAAGAGGCGCUGCCAGGUGCACAAUUCUGGGCAUGAUCCAUUUGAGCUUCGGGGGAAAGCCCAGCACUGGUCCCAGGGAAGGUGCCUAGAAGGACACGGAGCGGACCCCUUUGGUAAGUAUACGGCUGGUGGAUAGGGGUGGCAAGGGCUGGAGGACCAAAUAUCCCAAAUGGUAAGAAAGGAGAAACUGAUCAGAGCUGUCCUCGAGGAGUCCCCGACUUGCUCCUAGGCUCCCCCUAGCGCAGAUACCCCUAAGGCUGCCUUGCCUGACUUUCGCUCCAUCUGGGAGAAUAGUAACCAGCUUGGUCUCUGGGGAUUUGAAUCUAGUUAGCCAACAGGCACACACCUAGUUUUGGAGGACCACUUCCUAGAUUAAGGCCUAGGAGAUAUGUGUCUUGUCCUGGAGUCGUCAUGUGUAGCUCCCCCUCCCCAUGGAUUCUGUGUGUCAGCAGAAGGAUGGAGGGUUACAUCUGGGACCCAAGAAGAGUCUAGCUAAUGAGAAUUCUUGAAAGCUCUUAGGGUCCCAGAGCGGUGGGCUCACUGGUGGUACCGGCUGGGAUCAGAAAGGAUGGUUCAUGGAGGAAACUCCUAGAAGCAAGGCUGGGGUGCCAGAUCCACCGAAGGCAGAUGGCCUAGGCUUGACCGGGCUUUCAGAACGGUUCGGCCCUCUGAGACCAGGUUGGUGUGGAGGACUAGGUGGUCCUUCGGGAAAUGGCUCAGACCUAAAUGUGCAGAGCGUGUGCAAAAGCCCCCUCCCCUUAAGUCCACAGGCUUGACAAGCUCUGCCCCCUGGUGGCCACAGGAAGCCAUGGUCCAGGCCCUGUGUUUUUCAGAAGGACCGUCCUUUCCCCAGAUAAUAGACAAAGUCUUGGAAGACAUCUGUGGGCAUAAGAGAGAACUCAGGUGACACCGGGUCCAGAACAAAGAUUACAGGAGGUCUAGGCUCCCAGUCAUCAGAUAACCCAGUGACCAACUGACACUCAAAUUCUCCAGGGCUCUGCUUCCUCCCCUGAGAUGUGGAGUGAAUGCUGAGCAUGGAGCGGAGGGAGCUCAAGUUACCACUUUCUCCAGCCACCCUGGUACCUUCAGCCCUGAAGUACAGAGCAGAAGGGUCUUAGAAGACAGGACCACAGCUCUGCCUCAAGAAGAGGGUGGGGAAACAGAUCCACGAAGGCUGAUGGGAGCUCCUGGAGUUGAAAGCGAUGGAACUGGGACUUGGAGAGCCUACUGCAUUGUCCCACUGCCUCCGGCCUAGGUGGCAACCAGCCUUGUGGCCAACCCUAGCUGCUCUAGCCCUGCUGAGCAGCGUCACAGAAGCUUCCCUGGACCCAAUGUCCCGCAGCCCCGCCUCUCGCGAUGUUCCCUCGCCGGUCCUGGCGCCCCCAACAGACUACCUACCUGGGGGACACACCGCACAUCUGUGCAGCGAAAGAGCCCUGCGACCACCGCCGCAGUCUCCUCAGCCCGCACCCCCACCACCCGGUCCCGCGCUCCAGUCUCCUCCCGCUGCGCUCCGCGGGGCACGCGCGGCGCGUGCAGGAACCCGGAGCAGCCGCGCACGGGCUACAGAUGCGCGCGGCUGCCGCCUGCGCUCACAGCUGGUGCCGGUGAGCGCUCUCGGCCUGGGCCACAGCUCCGACGAGCUGAUACGUUUCCGCUUCUGCAGCGGUUCGUGCCGCCGAGCACGCUCCCCGCACGAUCUCAGCCUGGCCAGCCUGCUGGACGCCGGGGCCCUGCGGUCGCCUCCCGGGUCCCGGCCGAUCAGCCAGCCCUGUUGCCGGCCCACUCGCUAUGAGGCCGUCUCCUUCAUGGACGUGAACAGCACCUGGAGAACCGUGGACCAUCUCUCCGCCACCGCCUGCGGCUGUCUGGGCUGAGGAUGAUCUUCAAGCUUUUGCACACUGGACCCAUAUGUCGCCCUACCUGGAACAGCCCCACGGGGCCUCACUAGCUAGGAGCCUCAACUCAACAGGAAGUGGAAGCUGCAGAGCUCAGGCCUCAGGCCGAUGAGGGACAGACAGAGCCUGGAAAGAUGACCGAACCACUGACCAACAGUCCCAAGGUGUUCAUGGAUCCCAGCUCUACAGACAGCAGAAACCUCAGCUAAAGAGAACUCCUCUGGGUGAAUCCAGAAAUGGCCCUAGGACCUCGGGAGUGCAUUUUGAGGAGAUAUAUUGUAGUCGCGUUGCUGGACCAGCCUGUGCUGAAACCAGCCUUGUGUUCACUUGUGGAAGCCGAAGCCCUAUUUAUUAUUUCUAAAUUAUUUAUUUACUUUG